Microbotryum saponariae is the source of this 2133-nucleotide messenger RNA. NCBI's taxonomy places the organism in Eukaryota, Fungi, Basidiomycota, Microbotryomycetes, Microbotryales, Microbotryaceae. The record is from the annotation of a GenBank genome assembly.
AUGGGUGCGACGGGGCAACUCUCGCCUUCGCCUUACCCCUCCCGCCCCGAGUCCCCACACGCGCUUGCGCCUGGCGCGCGCUGCCUCAGUCAAAACCACUCCCACUUCACCCACCACACCACCACCACCCCGCCAGCCAACACCCAGCGACCCAGCGACCAAGCGCGCACGGGCGACCCACCACCCACCGGGUUGGCUCGCCAGCUCGGCCACCCACGUCCUACCUUCACAACACUGACUCCUGUCACUUUCUUUAUGCACAGCCUUCUGAAAGGACAAGGCCCACACAGCAGGCCCAGAACAAGACCAAGCCGCAAGCCAAGAAGAAGCGCGCCGGUCUGUUCGCCUGCUUUGGCUGUGGUGCCGCCAGCGCUUUCGACGACGACGACGAGCACUACAACAAGGGCGCCAACCGUCGCUCCAACGCGCCACGGACAUCGACACGGCCGAAUCAAACCACUCGACCGACCCCAACCACAUCGUCGUCCGCGACCCCGAUCGACUCCUCCGAAAAGGACAAGGAUGGUUCGAAUGCACCGGCCCCACUCAUGUUGAAUGAGAAGGCGGAGCUGCCGAGCUCCCACGUCGCUGCCACCGGCGCUGGAGUCGCCGUCGUAGGCGGGACAUCUUUCGCCGGCAUCGCUGCUCUGGGUGGUCCCAGUAAAGACUCGUCGACGGCCACAUCAACCGCGGUCAACACCGUUUCGACCGAGCCUUCGACCCCGGCUCCGGCCGGCGCAGCUGACGACUCGCAAGAUGCGGCUCUCGCCCUUGCGCCGCCCACUUCGUCCCCGUCACCGCAAGGCGUCACUUUACCCCCCGAUGAGACAGAAGGGGUUCUCUCGGGUGCCGUCAUGGCCCCGGGCAAGGACAUCACCCCGACGCCGACCAAGGCCAGCGCAGGCGGAGGAGGAGGUCGAAGGAGACGGAAGGGCGCCGCACCGGCGAGCGAGAGCAUCAUCACCCAAGUGCCAGAACCGGGGCAACCACGGCCGACGAUGCUCGUCCAGUCGACCGACUCGGACGAUGAUUUGGACGAGUCGGAUGAGGACUAUGAGGAUGAUAUCGAGGAAGAGGACGAGGAGCAGAGCCUGAUAGCCCGAGGUGGGGUCGGUAUUCCGAUCGGAGAGGUGAGGCAAAUCGAAAUUGCGUAUGACGCGGACUGCAGAUUGCUGUAUGCGAGUUGCUGACUGUGAGAUCGUUGUUCUGUUUGGACAGGACGGCCUCCCACACCCGCUAUUGGACCCGCUGGCCGAAGACCUCAAGGGGCGGAAAUGCUUGGUGCUCGAUCUGGAUGAAACACUCGUUCAUUCGUCCUUCAAGGUGGGUGAAACGUCGAGGGUUGAUAAUUGACCGGCAUACAGUCAACUGAUGGUGCAGCAUAACUUUUAUAGAUGGUUCACCAAGCUGAUUACGUCGUCCCCGUCGAGAUCGAGAACCAAUAUCAUAACGUUUACGUCAUCAAACGGCCAGGAGUCGACGGUGAGUACUGGCGAUGAAGUAUUCCAUGGACCAGGGUGCUGAAACUGCUGGCGCUCGUUCUUCGAUCGAAUAGCGUUUCUCAAAGCUAUGGGCGAAAUCUACGAAAUCGUCAUCUUUACCGCGUCGCUGUCGAAAUACGCCGACCCUGUUUUGGAUCAGCUCGAUAUUCAUCGGGUAGUGCAACACCGGCUGUUCCGAGAGAGCUGCUACAACAACAAAGGCAACUAUGUCAAGGUCGGUGGCUGCCGCUCUGCUAUGCACUUAUUGGACGGACUGCCACGUACUGAUGCGCAACCUGGCUUGAUGGGGCACCUUUCACUAGGAUCUCUCGCAGCUCGGGCGGCCGAUGAGCGAAUGCAUCAUCAUCGACAACUCACCUGCAUCUUAUGUCUUCCACGUCAACAACGCCGUACCCAUAUCUUCCUGGUUCAAUGACCCGUAAGCCCGGAGACCGAAAUUUCUAAUUAUUUUGCGGGCGUGACUGAUCAGUGCGAGCUGCCCGUUCAACACAGACAUGACACCGAGUUGACAGACCUCGUGCCCUUCCUGACCGACCUCGGCCAAGUAGACGACAUCCGAUCCGUUCUAGACGCAGGACUAUACCACCACUUGCAGUCGUCGACCGAGGGUGAAUCUUUUGCACUUGCGUGA